Messenger RNA from Gadus chalcogrammus (walleye pollock), 3928 nucleotides. RefSeq names its product WD repeat domain 91 (gene wdr91). Gene Ontology annotation, molecular function: protein binding; phosphatidylinositol 3-kinase regulator activity. The transcript has 18 exons. Gene Ontology annotation, cellular component: extrinsic component of endosome membrane; early endosome membrane; late endosome membrane. Gene Ontology annotation, biological process: early endosome to late endosome transport. NCBI's taxonomy places the organism in Eukaryota, Metazoa, Chordata, Actinopteri, Gadiformes, Gadidae. The coding region runs from base 158 to 2455 and encodes 765 amino acids. The record is from RefSeq and is a predicted model, not a curated record.
GUGUCGUCACGUGUCAGAUCAUGUGACAAAGAAGAGAGGCGAGACCCAACAAAACACGGAACACAAGUCGGUCGUUUUAAACCUCAUCCGUCCAUCGAGUAACGAGGUCAACGCGGCCUUGUUACAGGCAGUGUGUUAGGCUCAGAGGUCAGAGGUCAUGUCGUCUGCCGUCGAGAGGACGGACGAGCUGGUCAGGGAGUACCUGACGUACCGCGGCUUCAGCUCCGCCCUAAGACACCUGGACACGGAGAUCAAAGCGGACCGCGAGCGAGGCCUCAGGGUGGAUCGUAUCGUGGAGCAACUGCUCCAGCUGGUCUUGACCUUUGACCUGUCAGCUCUGCGUGACUACUGGGGUCACCUGGAGCGCCGCCUGUUCUCCCGCCUGCAGGAGGGCUACGCGCCUGCCGUCGCUAAGCUAACCACUAGCCUGUACCGCUACUAUGUUGUCAACGCCAUACAGAAAGGGAACCAGGAAAGGACCCAGGAGUUUUUUCAGCGAAUGGGGGCGGAGCUUCAGGGGGCCGCGGAGUGGCGUGAUUGGUUCGCUCUCCCCUUCAUCUUUGCGCCUGAGCAGAACCCCACCUUCGCGCUGUACUUUUCCCGCCAGUGGACUGACACCUUCCUGGUGUCCCUGCACAACUUCCUGUCCGCACUAUUCCAGUGCAUGCCCCAGCCAGCGCUGCUGAGCUUCGACGCCGAGCUACAGCACACCACCAUGCUAGCAGAGGAAAAUCAGCAGCUACGACAGAUGUUGUUUGCGCAGCAGAGCUCGGGCCGUGCGGCCGUCCAGGAUCCCCAGGGGGCGAUGGAGAGCCGGGUCCAACACAAGCUGCCGCCCUACGUCCAGCACAUGGACCGCCUCGGAGACAGCGAGCUAGACUUAAUUUCGAGCCAGCGAGCUGCAUCGCUAGCUAGCGGCGUUAGCUCUGUAGCGGCAGCUAGCCCCUCCUCCCGGAACUUCUUCUCUACGUUCCUACCGCAGGCUAAGCGCAGCAGCAUCCCGGCCAGGAACUCCCAGCAUGGCCCCGCCUCCUCUUCCUCCUCACCCAAUCAGAGCAGCCUGGGCCGGAAGGAGCCCUGCACAGCCAAUCAGGGAACAAAGUCCAAGGAUCCAGCAUCAGUCAAGGACUCCAAGUCCACCUCGUCGGCCAAUCAACAACCAGCGCCCAGCGACCAGGCGGGCCAGUCCUACCCCAGACAGAGACGCCAUCAGGACCACGAGAAGGAACGCAAGGAGCUGUUCUCCAAACCACCCCCACUGACGGCCGACGCAGGCGAGGCCGAUGCUGUGGACUCCGCCCCCUGCGAUGACACGCCUCCUGACUCCUCCUCUUCCUCAACCACCAGAGGGGCGGGGCUUGAGACGGAAGGGGGCGGGGCUUCCUCUGAGCCUCCCUUCAUCAAGUUGAGCCAAGAAGAGUACAGCGAACACCACUCCUCCAUCAUGCACUGCAGGGUUGAUGUUUCAGGUCGUCGGGUGGCUAGCUUGGACGUGGACGGUGUUGUCAAGGUGUGGUCAUUUAACCCCAUCAUGCAGACCAAAGCGACCAUAAUGUCCAAGUUUCCUUUGCUGUCUCUAGAAUGGGCGAGCAAGCCUGACCGACUACUGUUAUUAGGCAGCGCUGUUGGAACCGUUAGACUUUACGACACGGAAGCAAAGAAGAAUCUUUAUGAGAUGACCAUUGACGACACACACCCUCGUAUCCUGUCACUCGCCUGCAGCCCGAGUGGCUCGUCGUUCGUCUGCUCCGCUGCGACAGCAGCAUCCGCUGGUGUUCCCGCCACUGGGCCCCGUCCCUCUGUAUCCACGGCGACCGGCCGCCUGUUGCUCUGGGAUACCAAGACUGUCAAACAGCAGUUGUCAUUAGAUUCCGAGACUGCAGCCAUCAACUGCUCAUCGUUCAACCACAACGGAAACCUGCUUGUGAGUGGAGGAGCUGACGGCGUCAUACGACUGUUUGACAUGCAGCGGUGUGAGAGUGCUAUGAGCUGGAAAGCUCACGAUGGAGAGGUGUAUAGCGUGGAGUUCAGCUACGACGAGAACACCGUCUACAGUGUAGGAGAGGACCGCAAGUUUGUCCAGUGGAACAUCCACCGCUGUGGCGUGAAGCAGUCGGAGCAGCAGCUUUCCCAGGAUGCAACAGGGCCCUUUGUUCUGUCGGGCUAUAGUGGAUACAAGCAGGUCCAGGUCCCGAGGGGUCGUCUCUUCGCCUUCGACUCGGAGGGGCGCCACGUGUUGACGUGUUCGGCUCAUGGGGGGCUGAUCUACAAGCUGACCAAUGGCGAGGCUGGGGGAGGGGCCCUGGAGGAGCAGGCAUCCCUGUCGCUAGGCGGACACCGGUCGCCCGUGGUGACGCUGGACUGGAGCUCAGCGCUGGACUGUGGCACCUGCCUCACAGCCUCCAUGGACGGCCGCAUCCGAGUGAGCACACUCCUGGCCCACAAGUCUGACUGACUUGGCAUGGUUAGCAUUAGCAUUAGCAUGGUAUGCCUUAUCAUGCGCAGCACACUCCUUAGCCCUCAAGAUUGGCUGACUCGGCAUUAGAAUGCUAAGCAUUAGCCUAGUUAGCAUUCUGCAAGCCCUGCCAAGCUCUUUCUGCCUGUCUUAACUAGCAUCAGCAAGAAUAUGUACCCUAGACAGCCCCUGGUGUCAUGGGCAGUGGCAUCAUUGUUGCCCUAAAGUCUGAAAAAUAUGAAUAAAUAAAUCUGAAGACAGCAGUGGAAGUGUUUCUUUUUGGUUGUCCAUAUAAGGUCAUUUUUAGUUUGAAUCCAACCAACAGGAGUCAAACUAAAAACGAGCUCCGCCCCUACCUCCCUAUAUGGUCAUAAAGAUUUAGAAAAACAAAGUUUAGCUGCUUUCUUCUCUUUAAGGUGUUUUUUAGCCUGACCACUACCUUUAGUUUCUACAGAUAUACUUAACUGAACUAUGGUAAGUACAGAUGUAUUUUAUCACCACUAACAAGGCCAAAAGUAAUGCAAAUGUUUAAAUUUAGUUUUAUUGUUGUACAAUUGUCCAAAGGGGUGGUCGCUUGUAUUCAGUUAUAAUGCAGCACAAAAUGACUAGCGUUAAAAUGAACAAAGAAAGCGCCAAAAACAGUUGCUGAAACUCUGCCACCUGUACAAGUUUGUCUUGUGACAAGGUGAUGUAUAUAAACAAAGGUUAAAGCAGAUUAACAAUAGCAAAACCAAAAGACGUAUGCAAUACAAUAUAUAUUGAUUGUUCUCAUUUAUUUACAGCUGUCCAAAAUGGCCACAUGUACAAGAUUCCCUUCAGGAAACAAACUGUCAAAAUGGUGUUAAAAAGGGCGCAGGGUCAGGAGGAGUCAAAACACUGAUGUCAUUGUCCAGGUGUGAGCUUGUUCCAGACGUACAAGGGUCAAUAACCAAUAGGAAAACGCAUGGCCUCAAAAAAUACCUCACUGCAACCACGGACACCAACAGCCCUGCAUCACUCAACCAUGCUUUUCACCUCCAAUUAAAAGAUUCUUCAUUAUUUUAGUUUAUUUUUUUUUAAAUGUAUGUUUUCAUGACAAGUUAGAAAGCAAAGCGAUGGAUGGACUGAUGAUCAAAUAAACAUUGAGAAAUAUAACCAAGCUUUGACGUCAUUGUAUUAUGUCACAAAAUCACGUCAUCUGGUUGUAACAGUAAUGAAAACAAGUCCUAUCUUUUUUUUUUUGCUUUCUUUUCCUGUUCUCUCUGAAAUUGUCUGUCAUAAAGUCCUGUCUGAUCUGGUUAGAUCUUAUCUAAUGUCCAUCCAACAGGAAGUCAGAAACCCUGAAAACAAAAGUAAAAGCCUCUUCAUCUUCCUCUGCUGGGGUCGGUGUAACUAUGCACUGCCGUUGCCGGUAGCGACCACCUUUGUUGUCUCCUCAUCCUCAUCCUCAUCUUCGUCACUUGAUCCAUCCUCCCCCUCCUGGAUUUGUAAAAU